GGUUUAGGGUUUUAGAAUGGUUAGCCCUGACCACUACUCUCCCUCCUCGUCCGCUUUAUCUCUCUUUAACAUUCAGGUUACGUUCCAUACAACCCACUAACUUAUUAUUAUGUUUCUAUUACUUCAAUUUCUCGUUUUAAUUUCUGCGGUUCAUUUGCGCUGAUAAGUUUUUGUUUUUUUUUAUUAUUAUUAUUUUAUAUUUAUAUAUAUAUAUCGAAUUGUGAAGUAUUAACUGCGUUGGAGCACACUAUAAGGAGAAAUAUUUACUGGGUUUUUGGUAGUUUGAUGUGGGUAAGGUAUUAAAUGGCAAGAGGCCAAGGAACAACUCUGAUUCGUAUAUGUAUAUCGAAAAACAAUGUUUCUAGGAUAAGGUUUUUGUCGUCGAAUCGAUAUUUUCAUUCUGGUAGGCAAUUUGAGAAGUCGGUAUGGGAGAAAGACAAUUCUAGUCUCACAUUUGAUGUGCCCAAACGUGAAUUCUCAACGACCUUGAUAGACCUAGUUGGUGUGCAUUUGGCUUCAAAGGGCACUAAUUUUACGGAGUUUAAUCAUGUUAAUACAAGACUGUUUUCUUCAUCUCGUAAAAAAGUUAAUUUUGUUGAUGACGGUAGUGCUUCUUUAUCAGAAAUGGAGUUGGAGGAAAAUGAUAGUUUGAGUUCGGAAGAAAGUGUGGAUGAUGAUGGAAUUGGAGAUAAUUUUGAUGGUUAUAAUAAGAAUGAUAUUUUUGAUUCAAAUAUGAUUGAAUCGGAAGGUAAUAAUGAUGGCGUGAAUAGCAGUGACUCUAGCAGGUUUCUGCGGGUAUCAACCCGUGAUCCUGUGGAGUUGUAUAGGGAGCUAAGUAAUGCUGAAAAGGGUGCCAAGCAAAAACGGUCUGAUUGGGAGGUCCUACUGGAAGUUUUCCGAUUCUUUUCUAUUUCAGGGUGGGCAGUCAACCAGGCUCUUGCAAUUUACAUUGGCAGGUCAUUUUUCCCUACUGCUGUUAGCAAGUUCCGCAGCUUUUUCUUCAAGAAAUGUCCUGAUGAAGUUGCCAAGUAUUUGGUGUGGCUUGGUCCAUCUGAUGAGGCUGUUAAGUUUCUUUUCCCUAUAUUUGUUGAGUUCUGCUUGGAAGAGCUUCCUGAUGAGGUUAAGCGGUUCAAAAGUAUGGUGGACUCAGCUGAUCUCACAAAGCCACACACUUGGUUUCCUUUUGCGCGGGCUAUGAAACGUAAGAUUAUAUAUCACGUUGGUCCAACAAACAGUGGUAAGACAUACAACGCUUUGCAGCGAUUUAUGGAAGCAAAGAAGGGUAUUUAUUGCAGUCCUUUGAGGCUCUUGGCUAUGGAAGUUUUUGACAAAGUGAAUGCCAAUGGUGUUUAUUGUAGUCUUCUUACAGGUCAAGAAAAGAAACGUGUUCCAUUUUCUAACCAUAUUGCUUGCACGGUGGAAAUGGUGUCAGCAGAUGAACUGUAUGAUGUCGCUGUCAUUGAUGAAAUCCAGAUGAUGGGAGAUCCAUAUAGAGGUUUUGCAUGGACAAGAGCAUUGCUUGGAGUAAUGGCAGAUGAAAUACAUUUGUGUGGAGAUCCAAGUGUUCUGGAUAUUGUUCGGAAGAUAUGUUCAGAAACUGGAGAUGAGUUGCAUGAGCAACACUAUGAGAGGUUCAAACCAUUAGUUGUCGAGGCCAAGAGCCUGUUAGGAGAUCUUCGAAAUGUACGAUCUGGGGACUGUGUUGUUGCAUUUUCAAGGAGAGAGAUAUUUGAGGUGAAAUUGGCCAUUGAGAAACAGACCAACCACCGUUGUUGUGUUAUCUAUGGUGCUUUGCCACCAGAGACUCGUAGACAGCAAGCUAACUUGUUCAAUGAUCAAGGUAGCGAAUUUGAUGUGCUGGUUGCAAGUGAUGCUGUGGGAAUGGGUUUGAAUCUCAAUAUCAGAAGAGUUGUUUUUUAUAAUCUUUCAAAGUACAAUGGUGACAAGAUUGUUCCAGUUCCUGCAUCACAGGUUAAGCAGAUUGCAGGGAGAGCUGGUAGGAGGGGAAGCAUAUACCCAGAUGGACUCACAACAACAUUGCAUUUAGAUGAUCUGGAUUACUUGAUUGAGUGUUUGAAGCAUCCUUUUGAACCGGUUAAGAAAGUGGGUCUCUUUCCUUUCUUUGAGCAAGUUGAGCUAUUUGCUGGGCAAUUCUCGGAUGUUACUUUAGCCCAGCUGCUUGAAAAGUUUCGUGAAAACUGCCGUCUGGAUGGAUCCUACUUCCUAUGUAAACAUGAACAUAUAAAGAAGGUAGCUAAUUUGUUGGAAAGGGUGCAGGGGUUAUCUUUGGAAGAUCGUUUCAACUUUUCUUUUGCUCCUGUUAAUAUUAGAGACCCAAAAGCAAUGUACCAUCUACUGAGGUUUGCUUCAUCUUAUAGUGAAAAUAUUGCUGUUAGUAUUGCAAUGGGCAUGCCAAAGGGUUCUGCUAAAAGUGAUGCCGAACUCUUAGAUCUUGAGACUAAGCAUCAGGUGUUGUCUAUGUAUCUUUGGUUGUCCAACCAAUUCAAGGGGGACUUUUUCCCGCAUGUGAAAAAGGCUGAGGAAAUGGCAGGGAGCAUUGCUGAUUUAUUGGGUCAGUCUCUUGCUGACGCUUCUUGGAAACCAGAAUCAAGGCCGGCAGCGAAAUCAAAGCCUCAGGAGAAAAAAGAUGGUUAUGAGAGACCAAGGUCACUCAUCAAGUCAUAUGAGAAGAGAAGGCAAGAAAAAAACCCACUGCCGGGGCAGUCAAAGAGGGUGGCAACAUGAAGAUUUUUCAGUUGUUUUAAGUGUAGUUUGAUGGUUUGUAUUCCAAACUUGGGGUCAAAAUUUGAAUUUGUACCAGACAGUCUCAAAUGCACAGAAAAGAAGCUGGAAUUUCUGUCAAAUUUAUGCGUGGAACUGUAGAACUACUUGUGUUUCCAUGGUAACCGGGUGCAUGCAACUACUAAAGACUUGGAGUGUAAAUCAUCAUCCUGGUUUCUUGACGCUGACAUCUGGGAAUUAUCAACCAUUUCGGAUAUGUAGCAAAAAAACUAGCAUUUUUGAGUGAAGCUACUUGUAUAGAGAAAUUUGUAAUACAAUGUUCCCUUUUCCAACUGAUAGAUCUAUUUGCGGAAGAAACAGGUCAGAGUGAUGAUGCUUGUUGGGCAGAGUGUUGUUGUAUUUAUAGGCUUUAAUAUAUUUAGUUUGGGAAGGAAUAGGAGAUUUUCAGUAUUUAUCAUACAUUUUUCUCAUUCCAUCAUAAUUCAGAUGUUCGUUACUCUUUGUAGAUUAUUUACUUCAAA
Molecule: messenger RNA, 3263 nt
Organism: Pistacia vera
Lineage: Eukaryota; Viridiplantae; Streptophyta; Magnoliopsida; Sapindales; Anacardiaceae
Product: DExH-box ATP-dependent RNA helicase DExH18, mitochondrial
Exons: 3
Coding region: 304-2745 (813 amino acids)
Biological process (GO): mitochondrial RNA 3'-end processing; RNA catabolic process
Cellular component (GO): mitochondrial degradosome
Molecular function (GO): ATP binding; hydrolase activity, acting on acid anhydrides; RNA helicase activity
Source: RefSeq, a predicted model, not a curated record